This is a messenger RNA of Arthroderma uncinatum, 669 nucleotides long. RefSeq lists its product as uncharacterized. The transcript has a single exon. The record is from RefSeq and is a predicted model, not a curated record. Lineage: Eukaryota; Fungi; Ascomycota; Eurotiomycetes; Onygenales; Arthrodermataceae. Bases 1 to 669 code for a protein of 222 amino acids.
AUGAUAGGCCUCAACCUCGCAUCUCGAGCAAGUAUCUUUGGCAUCUGUGCCUUUGCUCUGAUCCUCUAUCUCGCCAGUGACACUCUGUCGACCUCUCUCCAACAUCUUACCAGUCGCGCUGCUUCGUCUUCCAACAAAAUGGCAACCUCCCUCCCCCAGAUCUCCAUCCGUCCAGCACACGAUGCUGUGUCCAAGGACCAGAAGCCCGAAGUCAAGGUGACCGUUGAGAACCCGUCCGACUCGCCAGUUACCCUUCUCAAAUGGAACACCGUCCUCGACACUCUGGCGCCCUCUCUCGGUGUCUUCCAGCUGCGAGACCUCACUGCCAACGAAGACGUGGAGCUGAACAUCAUGAUGGUCCGUCGACAGCUCCCCGCGAAGGAGAGCGACCUCGUCGAGAUCGAGGCCAACGGGACCAUCGAGACCACCGUCACCUUCCAGUCCCUCGAGCUCAAGUGCGGCCACAAGUACUCGGUGCAGGCAACAGGUUUCUGGCAGGCCGUCUGGAACAUGUCCAAGGCGGACGUUGUGUCCGGCCAUCUUGACCAACUUUCUGGCGGCGCGAACGGAGACUUUGCCUCCAACACCGUAGAAUUCUCACAGGUAUUUACUAUCCUACCCGUCAUAACUAUCCUAAUCGUUGAGUUUGUACUGUCGAGCUGUGGCUAA